AUGGUGAUUCGAGGCCUUUUGUUGCCGCCAUUUUUGUGUUCCAAUCCCAGCCCAGCAUCUUGUUUGAAUCUUCUCAACCCUUGCUCGAUUGCCCUUUUUUCUGUGUGCACAAGAAACCUUCCCGCUGACCUGUCUCUCCUUGUUCCGUCACAGUUCGACCCAGAUUUUCAAACGCCUCUAAUACUCGGCGAGUCGUUGGAUCUGUCGGACUCAGAAGAAUCACAGUUUGUCGGUGCAUUUUCAGACGGCCUGUGGGCCAAGUCUGAGCCCAUCCUGUCCAUGUCUGCUUUCCAGAAGCCCGUUGCCGGCGCCAUACUAGAUUACGGUUCCACUCGGUCUUUGCAUGAUGCUGCUUCUUACUCGAACUAUGGUCAAUCACCUUAUGUGACGACCCCGAUGGUUCCCUCGCCCAUGGCCGAUCAGGCAAGUCAGAUCUCGGAUUGUGUUCCGUAUCUGCCCAACGAGUAUGCUAGCUCGUACGAGGAGUCUCAGUCGCCCAUGUUGGGCGCACGCCACCGUCAGCUACCCGAAAUUGUGACAUACAGCCCCCAGCGCGGAAGUGAAGGAACUAGGGUGAUGGUCCAGAUCCAGUGCCCCUAUGACCUCCACGCUUCUUCAUACGCAUCUUUGUAUGUUGUUUUCGGCUCAAAGAAGUGUGAAUCCCUCCCGCAUUUCCUUGGAUUCCAGGGCUCCGCGUUCCAGUACGGUCUUUCGGCUGAUGUACCUGCAUUCUUGUCUACUGGAUCCCCAUCUUUUGCUGUUCCUCUGUCUGUCUUAAUGGAGACCCAGGAUGACUCUCCCGCCACCUCGCUUCAGGUUGGUGUGUACACUUAUGAGCAAGCUGCCCACCCUUCGCCAUCAGCGGAUUCCCGCAAGAGAAAGUUCUCAUAUUCCGAUGCUCCUGCGGCACCUGCUAAGCGACACAACGGAUCCGUGAUCCCCAAGGUUGAGCACCACGAGGGCUACCACAGUCGCUCUGUGUCUGCGUCUUACUCGCCUUACUUGCAGCCACUUCCCGCCAUGGCCGGGUUCGUCGCACCAUACCACGCUGCGUCCUCUCCCCAGACAGGCUCUGGCCAAUACUCUUCUUCUGCCACCCCUCAGCCCGCCCUCCGUGUUCCUUCACCUAUUACCCCAGCUUGGAGCCCAUCUUUCGUCCCUGUGAGCAAUGAUGGUCGCAACUCUGGUCUCGCCUUGACGCAUGGUGUUCCUCAGCACAAAGGUCCCACCCAGCGUGGUUCUUCAAAUCCCACUUUGAUCCGCACCUCCACCAUACAAACGCACAGCAUGCCCCACAACCCCGCCUUCAACCCUUAUGCCAUGUAUCCCACCAAGGCUGUCCUCAAGCUCAACGGUGAUCUCGAUAGCAUGACACAAGGCUGGUCGAAGGAAGAACGCACGUCCCAACGCCGCCUGGUGCAAUUCACCCGUUCUCAAACUGGUAGCACCAUCCUGGGCGAGUUCAAGGCUGUUACCCCCGAGGAUCGUGCCCCGAGCAGUAUUUGCAUCAGCUGCAUUUUGUGGGAGGAGAGGAAUGAGUGCUACGUGACCAGCGUGGACACCAUUUAUUUGCUUGAGUCCCUCGUGGCUGUGCGCUUCACUGUCGAAGAGAAGAAUCGUAUUCGUCGCAACCUGGAGGGCUUCCGCCCCCUGACCGUCUCCAAGGCCAAGGUCGACAGCGAAGAGUUCUUCAAGGUGAUCAUGGGUUUCCCUGCCCCCAAGCCUCGCAACAUCGAGAAGGAUGUCAAGGUCUUCCCCUGGAAGGUCCUGAGCCACGCACUCAAGAAGAUCAUUGGGAAAUACUCUGCCAGCUAUUCCUCAACCGCCGUCUUGGCACUGGUUCUGAUUCCGUCCAUCUCCGACGCUGGUGCUGGCAACACCUACACUGGUAUGCCCGUCCAGCCCUACUCGCAGGCAGAUCACUCCGCCUCCCACAUGUCUUCGGCUCCUGAGCUCCGAUCCAUGACCGUUGCCUCCCAGCCCUAUACGUCUGUUGGAGCAUACUCGUACCCGGCCAUGUGCCACCCCCAGAAUGUCAACGGUCUGCCAGCUACAGCCCCGCGACCUUCUUGGGACAUGCAGCCUCUCGGCCCCAACGCUCCUCACACUGGCGCACCCGGAAAUGGCACAUGCUACACCUACCUGGAUCCCGUGUACUCGAUGCACGAUUCGGCCCACGGCGGCCAGUGA
Messenger RNA from Penicillium mononematosum, 2190 nucleotides. It is a transcript of the gene medA, whose product is annotated as transcriptional regulator medA. Gene Ontology annotation, cellular component: nucleus. Lineage: Eukaryota; Fungi; Ascomycota; Eurotiomycetes; Eurotiales; Aspergillaceae. The transcript is spliced from 6 exons. The record is from RefSeq and is a predicted model, not a curated record. The coding region runs from base 1 to 2190 and encodes 729 amino acids.